GUAGUCAUUCUAGUUGCCUAUCAACCAUGUCGAUCCCAUAUAGACAGUAUGUGCAUGGACCGGCACCAUUUUGAUCAGCUCUAAGUGUAGCACUAGGGAUAUGCCCCCACCGGGAGGCUUCGAGUCCGUCAAGUACAAACGGAACUUGCCUUUUCGUGGACCCGGAGCUUUCGCCAUUCUGGGUGGUGUCACGCUUGUCUCCGCGUAUGGCUUCUAUCGAUUGGGUAAAGGAAAUCUAGAGAAACGGGAGCUGGAGAGAGAAAAGGUCUGGUCGCGUAUCCACCUGGUCCCCCUUCUGCUGGCCGAGGGUGAUCGCGCCGCGUAUGCUCGCCACCAAGCGGACAUUGCUUUAGAAAAGGCUAUUAUGAAGGAUGUGGCCGGUUGGGAGGCUGGUAAAAGCGUCUACAACAACUCGAAAUACGAAUCGCCACGGAUUAACAUAUCGUAGUGAUGUAUUUCGGACUUCCGAACACCGACGUCUUCCAUUAGAGCCUGAAAUUAAGAAAAGAGACUCAUGGCAGUAUUAUUGAUCUUGAGUGAUGGCUGGAUUUAUUGGACAGAUUCGAUACAUUUGAUGCAUACUGUCGGAAGGAGAUAUGUAGACCUUUGUGAGGG
This is a messenger RNA of Guyanagaster necrorhizus, 615 nucleotides long. RefSeq lists its product as uncharacterized. Gene Ontology annotation, cellular component: respiratory chain complex I. Lineage: Eukaryota; Fungi; Basidiomycota; Agaricomycetes; Agaricales; Physalacriaceae. The record is from RefSeq and is a predicted model, not a curated record. The transcript is spliced from 4 exons. The coding region runs from base 101 to 448 and encodes 115 amino acids.